GGCCGGGCCGGGCCUGGCGGGGCCUGGCGGCCGCGGCGCCGGGGCUGAGGGCGGGCGGCGCGGCUGCGGCUGCGGGCGGCGGCGGCCCCCCCCCCCACCCUCCGUGCGGGGCAAUAUGUUCAAGAGAAUGGCUGAGUUCGGGCCUGACUCCGGGGGCAGGGUGAAGGGCGUCACCAUCGUGAAGCCGAUCGUGUACGGGAACGUCGCGCGGUAUUUCGGGAAGAAGAGGGAAGAGGAUGGUCACACGCACCAGUGGACGGUUUACGUCAAGCCUUACAGAAAUGAGGAUAUGUCUGCCUACGUGAAAAAAAUUCAGUUCAAGUUGCACGAAAGCUACGGUAAUCCUUUAAGAGUUGUUACCAAACCACCGUAUGAAAUCACCGAAACAGGCUGGGGUGAAUUUGAAAUAAUCAUUAAGAUAUUCUUCAUUGAUCCAAAUGAAAGACCUUUCCGUUCACGGCUUGACCAAGCUGUUGCAAAGUUGGCUGGGUGUUUUUUCUGUACUGCUGUUCUUGGGAGGCCGUUUCGGCGCCUGUCGUGUUCUUCCUUUCCAGGAAGUACCAACUGGAGUAAGGUAACCUUGUAUCACUUGCUGAAGCUUUUCCAGUCCGAUACCAAUGCCAUCCUGGGAAAGAAAACUGUAGUUUCUGAAUUCUAUGAUGAAAUGAUAUUUCAAGAUCCUACUGCAAUGAUGCAGCAGCUGUUAACGACAUCUCGUCAACUAACGCUAGGUGCUUAUAAGCAUGAAACAGAGUUUGCAGAUCUUGAAGUGAAAACCAGGGAAAAGCUGGAGGCUGCCAAAAAGAAAACUAGUUUUGAAAUUGCUGAGCUUAAAGAAAGACUAAAAGCAAGUCGUGAAACGAUCAACUGUUUAAAGAAUGAAAUCAGGAAACUUGAAGAAGAUGAUCAGUCUAAAGACAUGUGACGACUGUUGACUUGAAAAAGAGCCUAUAUUGAAAAGAGGAGGACUUCCUUCAGUCGUGGAAUUCUAUACGUUCAAUUCUGUAACUGAGACUAUGUGCAUUUCACUUGCAAAUGAUUGACCUGUGUGGCAAUUGACUUCAUAAAUGGAAGAAAAAAGAAGGAAUGUAUCCUUUUUUUAUAGUUAAAAUCUGUGGGUACUUAACGAUUUAUUUCAAGUAGAAGGGGUCUUGGAGACCAGACUACCUUUUUUUUUUUUUUUUUUUUUUUUUUAAAACUGCAUUUGAGUGGUAUAUGGAAACUUUGUAUUAAGUCUUGUAUUAGUUCAAUGUGAUUUUACAAAAUGCUGGUGUUUACUUUUUUUACUUGUUUUUUCUACUGGUUGUUUAGACAUGCAUCUUUAAAGCUGAAAAUAAAAUAUGCUUUUUUUAAUUUUAA
Messenger RNA from Aquila chrysaetos chrysaetos, 1359 nucleotides. It is a transcript of the gene YEATS4, whose product is annotated as YEATS domain containing 4. The transcript is spliced from 8 exons. The record is from RefSeq and is a predicted model, not a curated record. The coding region runs from base 116 to 925 and encodes 269 amino acids. NCBI's taxonomy places the organism in Eukaryota, Metazoa, Chordata, Aves, Accipitriformes, Accipitridae. Gene Ontology annotation, biological process: regulation of DNA-templated transcription.